AUGGCCCAACACCUCCAACGUCGACUGCUUCAGGAUUUUGCCGAAUUGCAGCAAAAUCCAUAUCCCCGCAUUGCUUUGCACACAAGAGACAACGAUAUUCGCCAAGCAUGUCUUGUUCUGCAACCAGAGGGCUGGAUUCCCAUGCACACCACCGUUAACUUCGGAGACCGCUAUCCUCUCGUCGCUCCCACCAUCAAGAUGAACACAAGACUGGUACAUCCCAACGUCUACGGAUCCUACAUCUGCGCAUCCAUUCUCAACACGUUCGAGGGGUACACGCCGGCAUACACCCUCAAGGGCAUUGCUAUUCAACUAUUGAGCUUCUUCAGUAGCGAUUCGUUGGAGCAGGACGACGACAACUACCCCGAGCCUCUUGAUUGGUAUCGACAAGAGAGCCUCAGGUGCCAACAGAACUUUGCUUGCCGCCAUUGCCAGUUUGAUGGAACCAAGACCAAGGCAGACUUUAGAAGAGCUCGAAGGCACGCCUUGAAGGCCUUGUCGCCAACACCAUCCUCCUCCUCGUCUAGUGGUGCAAUGGCCGGCCCCGAGAAGUACCAGGAAUGUGUCUUGGCGGCUUUGCCCGACGAGCUCCUGCUGGACACCCUCGACAGCCUCGAAUUCCUAGAUCUGGUCUCCUUCUCACAGGCUUGGCCGCGAGCAGCAGACAUCCUUCGCAGAUAUGAUGUUAUUCGGCUGAGAGAACUCCAAUGCUUUGUCACCAAGAUAAACUUCCGAAAUACACAGCUUGGUGUGGGCGUCACGGUCCCCAAGGGUAAGCGGUCUAUCGCGUCGGAGUUCGACCUCAUCUCUCUACCAGCAUUUCAGGACCUGGCAGUCCGCUUCUCUGUCCACAACAUCGCCUUCGAGUACUGGCUUCCGCUACCUCUAUCCCACCGCCACUGGCGCUCCGUCCAGGGACACGUAGCACAGGUAAUGCACAGGCUGGCCGCAGCCAUCGCGUUACCGAGCACAAACAACUCGGCAGUGGGGGUUCUCGCCGCCUUCAUGAACGACGUUGUUGUGCGGCUGAACCAAGUAGAUGCGCAUAGGGCAUCUAGCGGCACACCAGGCUUGAGCAAUGAUAAUGUCAGGAUUCCGCGAAUGAGCACAUUGCGGCACGCAUCGGAGAAGGCGAUUGAGUCUUAUUUCCAUCUAUUUCACCUGCUCCUCUGCCUAGUGACUGCGAAUCCUCAACUGGUCACCGACGCCAACAACAAAAUCAAGAGAUUCAUGAGCGGUAAGACCUCCAAGGUAUCCUGUCCGAAUCUCGGCCACCUUUUGGUCUACCUUCUCAUCAGCGACAUCGAUAUGACGGAGGCCAUGAGGAAAGCGAUCAUCACCGAGGCCAUCACGCGUAAUGUCGUUUGGAUGCUCGACAGAAGGGGCUCCAAUAUGCCGGAGCUGAGCUACCUCGAGCCAGAUCGAGUCUCGGGCUAUCGUCUGAAGAAAACCUUUGAGGCGAAUCGCACCUCAUACCGACUCCUCAUGUUCUCCGAGCUCUUCCGCCGUAUCGCCAGACCAUCCAACGACAAGAGGCUGGAACAAAUACGGGAUGAGCUCUUCGAGCGCCAUGGCGCACCUCCUCCCGGUGCCGCUCUCCAGCUGUCCACCGAAGUCCGCCGCCUUCACGACAUUGACAAUUUUCCACACUUCUUCAAGGAGAUGGGGAUUGUGCACACCCCCACUGCUGAACGAUUCACCGACGCACUACGGGGUUGCGUCAGGAAGAGUAUGGAGAGGGGCUAUUCGGUUUGGGGCUUGUCGGGCUCUACUGCUCUGGCUCUGCGGCAACAGUUCGAACCAAACGUUGGAGUCCGAGGCAAGCUUGUUGCGAGAAAUCUCCCUGGUUCUCGUUAUAUGUCAAAGGUCACUUUCUUUCCCGGAAAAAGCUGA
Messenger RNA from Colletotrichum orchidophilum, 1893 nucleotides. RefSeq lists its product as uncharacterized. Bases 1 to 1893 code for a protein of 630 amino acids. NCBI's taxonomy places the organism in Eukaryota, Fungi, Ascomycota, Sordariomycetes, Glomerellales, Glomerellaceae. Gene Ontology annotation, cellular component: endoplasmic reticulum; cytosol. The transcript has a single exon. The record is from RefSeq and is a predicted model, not a curated record. Gene Ontology annotation, molecular function: protein binding.